Messenger RNA from Haemonchus placei, 486 nucleotides. Lineage: Eukaryota; Metazoa; Nematoda; Chromadorea; Rhabditida; Trichostrongylidae. The record is from the annotation of a GenBank genome assembly.
AUGCUAAUUCAUCUAAUUCUUUCCAGAAUGUCGUAUGAUCUUCAUGUAGCAGAACUUCCUGCGUAUACUCCUUUUUUCGGAUAUCUGGGAGCCGCUUGUGCACAGGUUUUCACCGUUUUGGGUGCUGCAUAUGGCACAGCAAAAGCUGCUGUUGGCAUCUGUACAAUGGGAAUAAUGCGACCUGAGCUGAUAAUGAAAUCUAUAAUUCCAGUCAUUAUGGCUGGUAUCAUCGGUAUUUAUGGGCUCGUUGUGGCAAUUGUCUUGAGAGGCAAAGUAAAUUCUGCCAGUGAGGGAUACAACCUCUCGCAUUCUUUCUCCCACUUCGCUGCUGGCCUCACUUGUGGUUUAUGUGGCCUGGGAGCAGGGUAUGCCAUCGGAAUCGUUGGAGAUGCCGGAGUACGAGGCUCUGCUCAACAGCCUCGUCUAUACGUCGGGAUGGUGCUUGGUCUAUACGGAAUGAUCGUCGCUCUGAUCAUCGGAUCUUAA